CAGAGAGUGCAGAGAUGGCGCGGCAAAGCUGAUGUAAUUUGUGAUGUGUCAGUAGCUAUGCUUCCGAAGCUUGAUUUACAUGGUGGCAGAGGUCACAGAGACCAGGAGACCAAAUCCGGCAGUGAGGCGGUGGUUGCACUUCCGAAGCUCCGCUUGCUGCGGCAGGUGGGUCGAGAUGAGCACGAGCCGAGCCGGGUGAAUGCGAGGACGCCGCGGGCGAAUGCACCGCGCAGUCCCCGCAGUCCAAGCCUGGAGGCGCCCAAGCGCGGGAGGGGCAUGCGACCUGGCCGGGAGGUGCGAUCUCCUUCUCCAGUUCGGCAUGGGCAUCAUUUUGCAGAGGAGCAAAGCUUUGUGCCACAACAAGAUGCUCAACACAGAGUUCGUCAGGUUUUACGGCAGAAGCGCAGGAAAGCCAAGGAAGAGGAGGAGCUUAAAGCCCUUGAGGAGAAGGAACGCCAAGAGCGCCAGCAGAAGUCCUUGCCGCAAGUGGAGGCCUACCGCCGGGAGUUGGCGCGGAAGGCGGCGGAGAUGCAUCGUCGCGAGAGGGCGACCAAGGAAACAGCCGCCCACGAGCAGGAGCAACUUGCUUCUGCACGCCGGGAGCGGGUGAACAGGUAUCUCACGCCUGACGUGAUCAGCACGCACUUGCGCAGGUUUGAAGAGAGUUCGGAGAUGUCCCAGUCCGGAGAGGAGAGGGAGAGGAAGCGCCCCGCGGGAUCGUCAAUAAGGCGCGCGCCGCGGAUGGAAAGCGAAAGCAGGGAGGUGGUGAUUUGUGGCAGCUUUGCCACCGGAAGCGUGCGCGCGAGGCACAAGGUGAUGCUUUCUCCAAGGCGACAAGAAAAGACUGGAACUCGGCCGCUUCAAAGUCAGCAGAGCUUGCCAAAAGCAAACCUUCUCGAUGUUGGGGAGGUGUCUGCAGCUAGCACUGCCGCUGAACCACGAGUUCCCGAGCGGUCAGAACAGCCUGAGGCGCCGAAGGAGGAGCCACAGCUUGACACCGAGGUGCCACCGGCCGCGGAGUCGUCACCGCCCGAGCAGCCGGCGCCAUCAGAAGGGCCAGUGCUUCCGCAACCGGCGCCCACAGACCCGGCACCGCCUGAGCCGGUUGCGGAUGCCUUGGAGACGCCCGCGCCAGCUGAGCCAGCGCCAGCUGAGCCAGCGCCAGCUGAGCCGGCGAGCGCGGAGCCCGCAGAGCCCGCGAGCGCGGAGCCCGCGGAGCCGAUUGCGGGCAAGGCUGAGGAGCACCACGAGGCACAGGAAGAGCUGCCCAAGGAGGUUGAGAUACCCAUAGGUGUCGGGGAGCCUGCGAAGUGAGCCGUGCGUCACACGAUUCCUUUCUGAAAUGGCAGCUGCGUGUUCUUUUUUGUCAUGGCUUCGUGGAGACCAGAAUCUCCGGGUUAGGGCUAGGA
Molecule: messenger RNA, 1409 nt
Organism: Effrenium voratum
Lineage: Eukaryota; Dinophyceae; Suessiales; Symbiodiniaceae
Source: the annotation of a GenBank genome assembly